GAAAACAAAUGUUUUUUUAUGCGGCAACAAGCAAAAUAAGGAUUGCAUUUACUGUAACAUGACAGAAAAAAAGCGUUUUGUCUGCGUUAACUGCGGGCACAGUGUCAAAGAACUAUUCAAGAAAUACAGCAAUACUCUGAAGACCACCCAAUGCGAUAAAUGUCAGCAAACCACUGAUAAAUACAUAGAGUUUGAGGAGUUUAUCAUAUUAAUAGAUGCACUUCUGUUGGACUCGUGCGCCUUCCGCCACAUAAUAUACAAUGGAGACUUUAAGCUGUAUUGGAAGGUUUCGCUGGUGGUGCUGCUCCUGGAAUCCUUUGCUCUGUGUCGCCAGAAGAUCCCCGAUCCUCCCAAUGCCUCGUUACAUGUCCAUGAAAAGGGUUUCUACACAUACACACUUCAAAAUAUGGGAGAUUACCUCUUCAUGACAUUAUUGCUGCUGAUAAUUACAGCCACUCUCAGUAUCGAUUGGAUACAGAAAAUGGGUCUUCGUAGAUUCACUUUAGUUAUCUUCAAGGUGGUGCUGAUUUCCAACCUAUCCAAGUUCUUCCUCCUACCCAUUUUGGUGUGGCGUAAUAACACAACCGUUUUCGGUCGAAGUUUGCACCAUGUCCUGGUCAUGGGCCAUCACGUAUGCUCCCUGGUUCUCGCCUACGAGGCUGUCGGAGCCACUAGGAAGAACCUUCGAUGGUGGGCUCUAACAUUGGUAGUUCUGGCUUUCGUCUUCAAGGAAACUGCUAGACAGUUUGUGUCACUUGUGGUGGAAGAGCAUUUUCCUUAAACGAGAAUGCUUAAUCAAUAAUGUAUAUAAGGCUGAAAAUAGAACGAUGUUAUUGCCAAAUAAAGAAAUAACUGCAUUGA
Drosophila subpulchrella is the source of this 861-nucleotide messenger RNA. It is a transcript of the gene Arv1, whose product is annotated as protein ARV1. The coding region runs from base 59 to 781 and encodes 240 amino acids. Gene Ontology annotation, biological process: sterol metabolic process; intracellular sterol transport; regulation of plasma membrane sterol distribution. NCBI's taxonomy places the organism in Eukaryota, Metazoa, Arthropoda, Insecta, Diptera, Drosophilidae. The transcript is spliced from 4 exons. The record is from RefSeq and is a predicted model, not a curated record. Gene Ontology annotation, cellular component: Golgi apparatus; cortical endoplasmic reticulum.